Messenger RNA from Exaiptasia diaphana, 1087 nucleotides. RefSeq names its product serine, glycine, tyrosine and glutamine-rich protein. The record is from RefSeq and is a predicted model, not a curated record. NCBI's taxonomy places the organism in Eukaryota, Metazoa, Cnidaria, Anthozoa, Actiniaria, Aiptasiidae.
CAGGCCUAAGUCAAACAUGUAAAGAUCCUAAUGGGAAUGUUCAUCCGCUUCCCUAUGGAUACGUGAAAGAAAUGCAAUCUUUUAAAUGCUUUCGACAAUGGUUCAUCAUCAUGCUUGUCAUUCACAAUUCAAGAUGUUUUUCUCUGUAAAAGAGAUGUUGUUUKUUUUCCUUUUGUCCACUUUGCUAAGUGCAAAAUUGGUACAGGCUGGUCURAGUCAAUGUCCURCGUCUUCAAAMCAGCAAAUCACCUCUCCCUGCAAGUUCUCGCCUGGAACGCAUAGUUUCGAGACUCUAACUAUUGUCAGCGAUGUUUACUUGGAAAUGGACGGCUUGUCCUGUAACCAUACUUUCAAUGUGACCGAGGGGUUUAUAAUUCAGAGCUCAGCCACGAUCKAUGUCGGGUUUUGUGAAAAACUCUCAGGAGUUGGGAAUGGUGUCGUCACAAGCUCUGGUGGGUCAGGUGGAAGYCAUGGCGGUCGCGGGGGUACAUCAAGCUUCCAGGCACUAUCAGCAGCCCAGGCACSAGCAUAUGGGAGCGUCUUCAAUGUUGCAACUCAUGGAAGUAGGGGAGGAGGGACAGGAGGAGGCAAAGGUGGCGGAAAUCUUCAAAUCAUUGCAAAAAAACUAACACUGAACGGGAUUAUUCGUGCAAUCGGUGAAAAUGCCGAUAAUCAUGGUGGUGGUGGUAGUGGUGGUGGUGUUGCUGUUAUAACAAAUCAAAUUGACGGAGUGGGACGAAUUGAAGUCUUUGGUGGUCUUGGAGCAGGCAAUGGGGGAGGUGGCGGUGGUGGACGGUCCUCAGUUGUCUCAGAAYAUGGACUUUUCAAAGGACAUGCACACGCUUUUGGAGGAAAACCAAUUAAUGAGGUACAAAAGCUUCAAACAUCUAGCUUAACGGCUUCAAGUCAGUUACCUAGUAAAUGUUGGCGAAGUGGGUACUACUAUACAUGUGGAUGGAACAACAGAAGGUGUUACAGAAGUGGCUGGUACUACACUUGCUAUCUCAAUUCCCCAUCUACUGGUGUUCUUAACUAUCAAAGUAACAGAGGUGGGUGGGUUCCAAGCUUAGUGAUGAACCAGCCUUAG